Molecule: messenger RNA, 2117 nt
Organism: Onthophagus taurus
Lineage: Eukaryota; Metazoa; Arthropoda; Insecta; Coleoptera; Scarabaeidae
Source: RefSeq, a predicted model, not a curated record
AAAUAGGUGGCGCCAUCUUUAACACAUCGCGAGGUUAGGUCGCUUGUGUGCUAAAAACACUGAAACCUUACUGAAAUAUUUUUGUAAACAAUACCCGUUUCUCAAUACGUUCGCGUAUAGUUUAAAUGACGAUCGCUUCGCAAACGUAUCGCGCCCGUUUUAACACAAUUUCGACGAACGACACCAAUAAUGUCAGUCGAGUAUAAAUUUGAGCCAAGUUGAGAAUCUUUUAUUUUCGCGAACGAUUCGCGCCCGGUUUUAAAUUGGUAAUAACAAAGCAAAUCGAAGCAUGAACGGAGCCAACAUGGAACCAAACAAAUCUGGAUCAACACCAAGCGCAGCCUCCAAGCUACCAAAAAACUACAAACUUAUAGUCGAUCCGUUUCUGGUUAAGGGGGCUGCCAAACUUUAUCGAUAUGAUGGUAUCGUUCCCGAUGGAGUUUGCGCCCCCGUUGUACCUAGAGAUCCAAGGUCUCAUCUAACACGUAUUUGGACGCGAUUAGAAACCAUUGAUUUACCCGUACCUAGAUUUAAAAUCGAUUCAAACUACGUUGGAACUCCGCCGUCGAUCGAAGUAACGAUAUUUCAAUUAAACGAUAACAUUGAUAGACAAUUCCUUCGCGAUAUGGUUCAAAAAUACGGAACCGUCGAAGAAUUACAUAUUUAUUUUCAUCCGGCGACGAAUAAACACUUGGGAAUUGGUCGGGUUGUUUACGAAACGGUGAAAGGGGCGAAAUUAUGCGUGGAAAAAUUAAAUAACACUAGUGUAAUGGGGAAGAUACUCCAAGUUUUUUUAGAUCCAUUCGGGGAAAAGUGUCGUUUGCGUUUUGAGGAGUUUACGGUUGAAAAAAAACCGCCGCCGCCGCCCCCCAUUGAAGAUAAGCCAAAAAAAGAUAUCCCCGAAUCGAAAAAAGUCCCCGAAAAAGAUCUCAUUGAGGAAAAACACGAAAAAGACGUAGAUUUAAUAAAAAAUGACCGAGAAGACCGAUUAUCAACAUCAGGGAAAGAUCAGCGAACAAAUUACAAUCACCGGUACGUUCGGAACGAUUACGCAACCCCAGGGUCUUCUGAUUUAGGUUACGGAACUGCCGCCAGUGAAUAUUCCACAAGUUAUGGUUCAAAUGAAACCACCCCAAUUGGAUACGAUUACAUGAAUAUGCCCAUGGCGACACCUUACGCUCAUUAUGGACCGUACAUGGGGGCCACACCAAUUUGGCCACCACAUAUGACACCGCAACAAUGGCCUCAUGACGCGUGGAAUAAAUCGAACGUUCCGAUGGCGGCAGCACCCCCGGUUCAUAAAUGGCCGGGGGAUAAUGAGGAGCGGUUUCGGAAUAAUAAAGAGCGAGAUGCACAUGAAUGGAAAGAUCGGGAGCGGGAUAAAAAGAGGGGAAAAAGUAAAAAGAAAGAUAAGGAGAAAGAUAAAGAGAAAGAGAAGGUUGAGGAAGAUGGGAAGACGCUUGAUUUAGAUACACGGAUUGCGAUGUUACUUAAAGGGAAAGGUUCCGGUGGGAUGGCACCCCCGUUUUUAUCGUUGGGGGUAGAUUCCGACGACGAUAAAACUAGUUUGGAUAAAUCAGUGAAUUCCGUACCUAUUCCAAUGUCUGUAGAUAGCGACGAUGAUCGUUCUAGUGUAUCUUUAAGCGACCUCCCCAUCAACCCACCACCACCGGAAGUCGACACAGCUUCCACAAAACCCAAUGAAACCCCGCCUUUAUUAUCAAACCCACCGUCGCCGUUUUUAUCGAAAGAAAUUUAUUUGCAAUGUUACCGCGAGGCUUUAGAAAAGGCAGUAAUUGCGAAUCAAAAGGAAGCGCUUGAAACAACUGCUCUUUUAAAAAAAGUUAAGAUCGAUAUGGAUAAGAUAGGCAGCGACAUCUCUUCGAGUGAAGAUGAGUUAUUAACCGGAGAGAAUAAUUAUAGCCCCAUCGAUAGGAGCUCGUUAAUUAAAGACAAAAAUGAAGUGGAGGAUGACCAAAUGAGUUUAUCAUCGUUGAGUAGUAACGAUCAAAAAAUUGAGGAGGGGAAAAUUGAGCCAAAUAUGUUAGGACCACCUCCCCCACCCCCUCCAGGGCCUCCACCACCACCUGGACAUUAUCCCUAUCAACAAUACUCAG